AGUCAUGGUGAAUGUUGUCAACUUUGUGCGUGAACAUUGGGUCCACAUUUUGUGUCCAAUGGGAUUUGUUAUUGGUUGCUAUCUGGACAGAAGGAAUGAUGAAAAACUGUCAACUUUUAGAAACAAGAGCCUUUUAUUUAAAAGGGAAUUGAAACCCGGCGAAGAAGUUACCUGGAGAUAAAGACCAUCUAUGAAAUGCUUUUGCCUAAUCAAAUUUGAUUGUAUAACAUAUGGAUGAUGUCUUUGUUACUAUGUCAUCCGUGGAACAAGAACCAUGGCUUUACACUUGAUGUACUUCGUUGCUAGUCUUUAAAAAGUGUAAAGCCACUGGAAAGAAUAAAUACAGUGUGGUUUAAAGCAUACACAAUAAACAGAAAACUAUGUAAAACGCAUUCAUGUGUUAAAACAAAUGAACAUAAUCCCCACCCCAAAGUUCAAUCUUUACUUUGAGACUUUGUGGUGAAUGUAAGUUUCACAAUCUGAAAGCACAUUUUAGUCGUUAUAGAUCUAAAAGGUAGAUUUGUUAUAAAAAAUUAAACAAAAAAUUGAUAGAAAUGUUUGUGACCCUUUUAAAAAAAAUAAAGCAAUAUCCU
Molecule: messenger RNA, 593 nt
Organism: Pelodiscus sinensis (Chinese soft-shelled turtle)
Lineage: Eukaryota; Metazoa; Chordata; Testudines; Trionychidae
Source: RefSeq, a predicted model, not a curated record